AGGGACGUGCAAUGAGCCUCUGGGAAUGGAAAACGGGAACAUCCCAGACGAUGCCAUCACCGCCAGUUCAUCGUAUGUUCCAAACGUUGGUCCAAAAAACGGCAGGUUGAGGGUGGAACGUGCAGGAGGAGGCUGGUGUCCCAAGCAACAAGUAGAAAGUGGUGUCAGAGAGUACCUUCAAGUCGAUCUAGGUGGCGUCCAUGCUGUGACGGGCGUACAAACGCAGGGCAGAUACGACCGGGGCAGAGGACAGGAGUACGCCGAGGAGUACACGGUGGAGUACUUGAGACCCGGGAUGAAGGAGUGGCGGGAGUACCGCAGAUGGGACGGAAAAAGAUUAUUCUACGGUCUACGGAAAUGCAACCGUAAAUGUAUAAAAUUUCAUGGGGUCCUGGUAUAAGACGGAGGAAAUUCGUUCGCAAAUGGCUUCUCCGGCAGGAAAUCCUAGAACGAGACGCCAUGUCGUAGCUGGAUAACUACUAAGGGUAACUGUAGCCCUGUGCCGAAGCACCAGAUACCAAAAAAAGUAUAAAUACAACAAAAAGUAAGCUCACUCGCGAGACCACUCAUGUUCGGACUUCUGGAGUUACAGGGUGGCCGAUAUGUAACUGACUGCUUUGUAUCUUGAAUAUUUGUGAAAUGAAAUAAAAAACA
Acanthoscelides obtectus is the source of this 654-nucleotide messenger RNA. NCBI's taxonomy places the organism in Eukaryota, Metazoa, Arthropoda, Insecta, Coleoptera, Chrysomelidae. The record is from the annotation of a GenBank genome assembly.